Aspergillus neoniger CBS 115656 is the source of this 545-nucleotide messenger RNA. RefSeq names its product cytochrome c oxidase subunit VIIa. Gene Ontology annotation, biological process: mitochondrial electron transport, cytochrome c to oxygen. The record is from RefSeq and is a predicted model, not a curated record. The transcript has 3 exons. NCBI's taxonomy places the organism in Eukaryota, Fungi, Ascomycota, Eurotiomycetes, Eurotiales, Aspergillaceae. Bases 1 to 159 code for a protein of 52 amino acids.
AUGCUCCGCCGCACCCUGGUCCUUGACCUGAGCACCGCUUUCGGUUUCGGUACCACUUUCGGCUACCUCUGGUGGUACGGCUUCCACCUUCCCCGCGUCCGCGCCCGUGACGACUACUACACCCGCCUCGAGGCCGAGCGCGCUGCUGCCCAGCAGUAAAUUCGCAUCGGCAACGCAUAUGCAUACGACUUCGCGCGUUGAUUGGGGAACCCAAUGUUUACCGUUAAAUAUGCCGGAUGGAACCAGGAUGCGUCAGCUACGUGAUUGGGGAGAAGUGGAUGUGGGGGAAUGUGUAGCUGAUAGGAUGUGAUUGAUAUUGUUUUUGAUGUCAGGUAUAUUGCGUGGGUUUUGGGUUGGGUUUCCGGUUGAUGGUGCGGGUUGAAUGUGUUUGUGCUUGUGUGUGUGGAAUUGAAAGAAUAGAAGAAGGGAAGAAAGAAGAAUGUUUCCUCGAGUGCUUUUUUUUGUCUGUUGUAUAUACGCUUGUACUCAUACAUGCGGUCGUUUGGGAUUAUCUGGUUGGCUGUUCUUGUGUUCGUCGUAGGGAG